GGGGGAUUGAGAGUGUUUGAAUGGAUAUUACCCGGUGCACGGAGAAAUGGGUAAAACAAGAAAAGGAGAGGCCUCCGACAUCCUCCAUGAUGCUGUCCAGUAAGAAGUCAGAUGCUGGCUCCUCUUCCUCCUCCUCUUCGUCUACUGCAGGAGCAGCAGGAGGGGAUAGGCCCCAGGUUUCUGAUGCACAGACUGGUACUUCAGCCUCAGCUGCAGGAGUUAUGGAAGUAAAGAAGAAAGAAAGGUCAUCCCCCAGUGGGGAGCCUGGUGGAGCCCCUUUGCCCCACCAAGCAGGCCCUGGGGGGGCAGAUCAGGACUCAGCUGAAGUCCGCAGGACGAGUCGACGCAAGCGAGCAAAACAGGUGGAGUACCGCGAGAUGGACGAGAGCCUGGCCAAUCUGUCUGAGGACGAAUAUUACUCUGAAGAGGAGAGGAACGCCAAGGCAGAAAAAGAGAGGAAGCAGGUCAUCCCUCCUCCGCCUCCCCCUCCAGAGGAGGAGAAUGACAGCGAACCAGAAGAACCAUCUGGUGUGGAAGGAGCUGCUUUUCAGAGCCGUCUCCCUCAUGAUCGUAUGACGUCCCAGGAGGCCGCUUGCUUCCCUGACAUCAUCAGCGGCCCUCAACAGACUCAGAAAGUUUUUCUCUACAUUCGCAACCGUACACUCCAACUGUGGCUGGACAACCCUAAGAUCCAGCUAACCUUUGAGGCCACAGCACAGCAACUUGAAGCUCCAUACAACAGUGAUGCCAUGCUGGUCCACAGGAUACAUAGCUACCUUGAAAGGCAUGGCCUCAUUAACUUUGGCAUCUACAAGAGGGUCAAGCCUUUACCCACUAAGAAGACUGGGAAGGUUAUCGUCAUUGGUGGAGGUGUGUCUGGCCUUGCAGCAGCUCGACAGCUGCAGAGUUUUGGGAUGGAUGUUACAGUAUUGGAGGCCAGGGACCGGGUUGGAGGCAGAGUGGCCACAUUUAGAAAGGGCAAUUAUGUUGCUGAUCUGGGGGCCAUGGUGGUGACAGGCCUGGGAGGGAAUCCCAUGGCAGUGAUCAGUAAGCAGGUUAACAUGGAGCUGGCUAAGAUCAAACAGAAAUGUCCACUGUAUGAGGCCAACGGCCAGGCUGGUGAACGGUGCACGAGUGUGCCAAAAGAAAAAGAUGAGAUGGUAGAGCAAGAAUUCAACAGAUUGUUAGAGGCCACCUCCUACCUCAGCCACCAGCUGGACUUUAACUUCCUCAACAACAAACCAGUUUCUCUGGGACAGGCCCUGGAGGUGGUCAUACAGCUGCAGGAGAAGCAUGUGAAGGAUGAGCAGAUAGAACACUGGAAGAAGAUUGUGAAGACGCAGGAAGAUCUCAGGGAUCUUCUCAACAAGAUGGUGACCACCAAGGAAAGAGUUAAAGAGCUCCACCAGCAGUAUAAAGAGGCCAGUGAAGUCAAGCCACCCAGAGAUAUCACAGCCGAGUUCCUGGUGAAGAGCAAGCACCGCGACCUCACCGCACUGUGCAAAGAGUAUGAUGAGUUGGUGGAGAUGCAGGUGAAGCUGGAGGAGAAGCUGCAGGAGCUGGAAGCUAAUCCACCCAGUGAUGUUUACCUGUCAUCCAGGGACAGGCAGAUCCUAGACUGGCACUUUGCCAACUUGGAGUUUGCCAACGCUACGCCUCUCUCCACCCUCUCUCUCAAGCACUGGGAUCAGGACGAUGACUUUGAGUUCACCGGCAGCCACCUGACAGUGAGGAAUGGCUACUCGUGUGUGCCCGUGGCUCUGGCCGAGGGCCUAGACAUCAAACUUAACACAGCAGUGCGUCAGGUCCGAUACACAGCCUCCGGCUGUGAGGUGAUCGCUGUCAACACUCGCUCCACGACCCAGACCUUUAUCUAUAAAUGUGACGCUGUGCUGUGCACCUUGCCGCUUGGUGUACUGAAGCAGCAGCCGCCGGCGGUGCAAUUUGUUCCCCCGCUGCCCGAGUGGAAGACAGCUGCUAUACAGAGGAUGGGCUUCGGCAACCUCAACAAGGUGGUGUUGUGUUUUGACCGUGUGUUCUGGGAUCCCAGUGUCAACCUGUUUGGUCACGUUGGCUCCACCACAGCAAGUCGAGGCGAACUAUUCCUCUUCUGGAACCUCUACAAAGCCCCGAUCCUACUCGCUCUGAUGGCCGGUGAGGCUGCUGGCAUCAUGGAGAACAUCAGUGAUGAUGUCAUUGUCGGACGCUGCCUGGCCAUUCUUAAAGGAAUAUUUGGAAGCAGUGCUGUACCACAGCCAAAGGAAACCGUGGUCACUCGCUGGCGUGCUGACCCCUGGGCACGGGGCUCCUACUCGUAUGUUGCAGCAGGUUCUUCGGGUAACGACUACGAUCUGAUGGCACAGCCCAUCACACCUGGCCCUGCCAUCCCAGGAGCCUCGCAGCCCGUGCCUCGUCUGUUCUUCGCCGGAGAGCACACCAUCAGGAACUACCCAGCCACAGUUCACGGCGCCCUGCUUAGCGGGCUCCGCGAGGCAGGACGCAUCGCAGAUCAGUUUCUCGGUGCCAUGUACACACUUCCCCGACAGGCCACCCCUACAGCCGCUAGCAACCCUCAGCAGGCUCAGCCCACCCCGAGCAUCUGAGAGGCCUCUGCCAGUUUCCUGUUAACUCAGGACUGUCCAGGACUGACCAACAACACGAGAAAAACACAAACCAUCUACUGUUGACAUUUCUGUACGUGGAAGAUUUUGGAAUUUACUGAAACGACUUUGCCUUUGCUCAGAUGAGUCACAAUAAUGUUGAAUUGAGUAUUUCAGUUCUUCCCAGCAAUAUCUGUGAAUAUACAUACACUAUAACUACAUUUGACUAACAGACAGAUCUACAGACUGAGAUAUGCUGAAGCAUGAUGACUAAAUGUUGUUUUUAUUACAUACUAAUGUAAUAAUUAAUCUAAGGCUUUAUAAAUGUGAUUUUUCCAGUCUUAAAAACAGAAGCAUGGCUUUACUUUUGGUACUUGGGAGUGUUUCAGUGUAUAUGAAUCCAUGUGGAGUUUAUUUGCAGAUCCCAACAUAUAUUUAUAUGCCCCUGUCUGAACAUUAAGAAUGGCUGAAAAAUGUACACACGACCUCAAACCGGACAUAAAAAGGCAGAUAAACAAUAGUCAUUUCCCAUUGGUGUCAUUCCAGAGGCCUGUCUCGGUUGUCUUAAGGUUUAAAAAAAGAAAAAAAUUGUAGUUGUGUGCCUCCUAAAUUUAAUUUAUAUUAUUUAGGUUGCAGAGACUAGUGAAAAUAGUUUUUAUUACAAGCUAAAAAAAGAUGUUUGUUGAAAGAAUUGUGAAUGUUUUUGUUGCCAUAGCAUUAAGUAUUGUUAUGGUUAUUAUCACAUACUGUCGUCCCACACUUUUUUAUAUUGUCAGUUGUUUUUGUUAUUAAAAGAAGACAGAAAUUGCA
Scomber japonicus (chub mackerel) is the source of this 3410-nucleotide messenger RNA. It is a transcript of the gene kdm1a, whose product is annotated as lysine (K)-specific demethylase 1a. Gene Ontology annotation, biological process: regulation of DNA-templated transcription. Gene Ontology annotation, molecular function: oxidoreductase activity; flavin adenine dinucleotide binding; protein binding. Gene Ontology annotation, cellular component: nucleus. The record is from RefSeq and is a predicted model, not a curated record. The transcript is spliced from 22 exons. NCBI's taxonomy places the organism in Eukaryota, Metazoa, Chordata, Actinopteri, Scombriformes, Scombridae. The coding region runs from base 21 to 2603 and encodes 860 amino acids.